Molecule: messenger RNA, 2247 nt
Organism: Pantherophis guttatus
Lineage: Eukaryota; Metazoa; Chordata; Lepidosauria; Squamata; Colubridae
Source: RefSeq, a predicted model, not a curated record
AUGACGAGUGUGGGUAGAUACCUUGGGUGCUGGUUUUUCCUCCAGUUGGCAACCAGCAUUGCAUUGGUGGUCUUCACCCUUUCCACCAUUCAUUGCAGCUCAUUGCGUCCUCCGGCAUAUUCCUCUUCUGAGGUGAUAAUCCCAAGACGGUUAGCAGCCCAAGGAGGGAAGACAAAGAAGGAUGAAAUAUCUUACAUCAUCGAGGCAGCAGGAAGGGAUUACAUCAUCCGGCUCAACCCCCCAAAGCAUUUGCUAGCUAAAGACCUUCCAGUCUUCACAUAUAAUUCAAAGGGGGAACGCGUUGAGAGCCGUCCCUACAUGCCAGUUGAAUGCUACCGUCAAGGUUACGUGGAAGGUAUUGUUGAUUCACUUGCAGUUCUUAGGACCUGUCUUGGUCUCACUGGUUUGUUGAAAAUUGGUGCAAGAACGUAUGGUAUUGAGCCUCUGCAGAAUUCCUCUGCCUUUGAACACCUUCUCUACCUCUCCGAAGAAUCACUGCCUAGUUUUUCAUCAUACAGAGCAGGGGUGGGAAGAACAAAACACCAAGCAAAAGAUCUGCGAAUCAGGCAAACCAGGAUGAUGUACGAUUAUCUCCAGUACGAAGAUUUCCCCAAAUAUAUCGAACUGUAUAUUGUAAUAGACAAAAAAUUAUUUGUCCAAGAAGGAAAUAAUGUCAGCAGAGUGCAAACUGUAGUGCUGGAUGUGGUGAACAUUGCGGAUGCCACCUUUGAGAGUCUCAAGACAAGCAUUGUCCUAGUUGGACUUGAGAUCUGGACUGAAAACAACUUGAUAGAUAUUUCUACAGACUUCACGGAAGUUCUUCAAAAUUUCAAUACGUGGAGAAUCACCAACAUGACCAACAGGACAGAGUAUGACACAGCCUUCUUGUUCUUUAAACAGGAUUUGAAAGGUGUCUUUGGACAGUCCUACCACUCUGCUAUUUGCAAGUCAAAUUUUUCAGCAGGACUCCAAGUCUACCUCCAGAACCAACUGACCCGCUUCGCAAGGGGAUUUUCUCACGAGUUGGCCUCUCAUAUUGGGAUGAACCAUGACGACUCCUACUGUGUCUGUGGCAAACACACAAGCUGCCUUAUGCACACGUACCACGCCUCUGUUAACCUGUUCAGUAACUGCAGCAUUCUGAAUUUCAUAGAACUUUCUGAACAGGGCUCCUUGGGUUGCUUGCUAAAUGUUCCUAGGAUACCUUCCAAAUUUAUGCACUGUGGGGACGGGGUUUUGGAUAUCGACGAGCAAUGCGAUUGUGGGAAAUCAAACACAUGCAUGGACGAUCCUUGCUGCACUCCCAAUUGCCAUUUGAAGAAACAUGCCCAUUGUGGGGCAGGAAAGUGUUGCCGAAAAUGUACGUUCGUUCCCAAAGGAGAAAUCUGCCGGGCUAAAGCCAGCGAAUGUGAUCUCCCCGAAUACUGUAAUGGGAAAUCUCCACAUUGCCCCAAGGACUUGUAUUUGCAGGAUGGAACACCCUGCAGCAAAUAUUCUUCUUACUGUUACAAAAAGAGGUGCUGGAAUCACGAUUUCUUAUGCCGCAGAAUCUUUAAAGGAGAGUCCAGAUCAGGUCACGAGAGAUGCUACCUCGCUCUGAACAUCCUCGGGACUCCCUAUGGCAACUGCGGCUUUGACCAUUCCAGGAAAGAAUAUUUGAAAUGCCAUCCCUUGCACAGCAUGUGUGGAAAAGUUCAGUGUAUAGAUGUGAAUUCUGCGCCUGAGCUGAAAGACAUGGUGAUUCAUAUGAAGGAAGUGCAAGGGACGACGUGCUGGAGCACUUCACAUCCCGCCGAAAUCCAUCACCAUGACAUUGGGAUUGUCCCCAACGGCAUUGUGUGUGACCCGUACAAAGUGUGCAUCAAUCGCAAAUGCGUCUCCAAAGCCGUACUUAAUUCAAGCUGCGACCCGCGGAAAACCUGCCGAGGCAGAGGUGUCUGCAACAACCUUCACAAAUGCCACUGCAAUAGCGGAUGGGCCCCUCCGAACUGCAAGUUUUGGGGUGCAGGAGGGAGCGUUGACGGAGGGUUUCCUACGAUUGCCUGGGGCGACUCCUUAGCAAAAUACAUCCUGGGAACCAUCAUUCCUUUUUGCAUGUUGAUUGUUGCUGCUGUUCUUUUGAUCUUUCCGAAAGUGUGGGAACUCAUGGGAUCAUUUAUGAGGUGGUGGAAAACUUCCAUGGAGAAAGCACUGAACCUCCCCCCCAAAUCAGACACCCAGGUAAGGGUGCCAGUUGAGACUCCCUAG